Messenger RNA from Dunckerocampus dactyliophorus (ringed pipefish), 1214 nucleotides. RefSeq names its product apolipoprotein Ea (gene apoea). Gene Ontology annotation, cellular component: extracellular region; intermediate-density lipoprotein particle. Lineage: Eukaryota; Metazoa; Chordata; Actinopteri; Syngnathiformes; Syngnathidae. Gene Ontology annotation, molecular function: lipid binding. Gene Ontology annotation, biological process: negative regulation of neuron apoptotic process; positive regulation of nitric-oxide synthase activity; lipid transport. The coding region runs from base 384 to 1175 and encodes 263 amino acids. The transcript has 6 exons. The record is from RefSeq and is a predicted model, not a curated record.
CCAAAAUCCCAACAGUUGUGUUACACUCUACUUUUGGAGAAUUAUCAACACGUAUGAGUGAGGGAGUACUCAAGAUAUGACAAAAAGACUCUGGGGGUACACAAGACUAAAAAGACGCAGCCGGUGAUAUCAGGUUCCAGACUGUGACCCCUGACUUCGUGCGUACCUUCCGUGUGCAACGUGGCGUCAAAAUAACACGCACAGCACAGCAAUAAAAGUUGACAACGCGAUUCAUGAUGGGAACUUCGAACGCUUGUCAGCAGCCCUCGUGACGUUUAUUGGAUGACAUCACCACGAGCUAAUCUGUAUAAAUACAGAGGGUCGAGCUCCGUCAGCCUUGCUAACUGAUCAGUCGCUGGGUGUGUCUUUUUCUUCACAUCACCAUGAGGGUCUUUGCGCUCAUCGUCACCCUCGCAGUCAUCUCCGCAGGAUGCCAGGCCAGGAGCGUCUUCCCGGAUGAAUCCACCACGGCGUGGGAGGCCGCAGUGGAGAACUUUAAGAACUACAUGACAGCUCUCAGUGAGAAGGCUGAUGGGAUGGUGAGGGACAUCAAGAGCUCCCAGAUAAGAAGAGAACUGGACACCCUGAUCCAAGACAGCAUGGCGGAGCUGGACGUGUACAGGGGAGAACUUGAGAGCAAGCUGGCCCCGUACACGCAGGAAACUGCCAAGCGCCUGGGCAAUGAACUGCGGGGUCUGGCUGAGCACCUCUACGACCACAUGAUAAUGUACAGGGACCAGAUGGAGGCGUACACCCAGGAUCUGAACACCUUGGUGAAGCAGAACGCUGAUGACAUCAGACUCAAGGUCAGCGCCUACACCCGCAAGAUGAAGAAACGCCUCAGCAAGGACACCAUGGACAUUAAAACACAUGUUGCCACCUACUUUGAGAAGCUUCAGUCCCGCACCUCAAACAACAUAGAGGACUUGAGGGUACGCCUGCACCCUUAUGUUGCUCAGGUGCGUGACAACACCCAGGCAAAGAUCACCACCCUGAAUGACCUGCUGAAGGCCCAGGUGGAGCACAUGAAGGACCAGAUUCAGAGCACGGCCGAUGACAUCAAGGAACGCUAUGAGAAGACAUCUGAGAACCUGCGCUCUACCCUGCAGGAGAAGAUGGAGGAGCUUCGCAAUUGGUUUCAGCCGUUUGUCUCGAUGAUCAGCGACAAUAUGUAAACCAUGAUCUGUCUGUCUACAUAAGCAAAACGAGUUUUU